AUGUCUACACGAGACUCAGAUAAGGAAAAACCUCUAAAUCAGGAUGGCUACUCCAAAGAAGGCGAGGCGACAGCUACAUGCUAUUGCGGAGCUGUACAACUAGCAUUCCCAACCACCGCCCCAGGCCUCGUAGACAUCUUCGUCUGCCACUGCACCGAUUGCCGAAAGAUCACAGCGUCGGCUUUUACUUCAGCUUUCAUUGUCGCGGCUUCAGCUGUCAAGCACAUACGCGGCCAGGACAAUCUGAAGAAGUUCUCACAGUCUCAGACGACUGCUUCUGGCCAGGCGAUGACGAACUACUUCUGCGAUACAUGUGGGACGCUCAUGUACCGGCUGAGUGAGCGGCAUCCCGAAUUUAGCAUAAUGAGACUUGGCACUGUCGACGAUCUGAAUCUGAUGGAGGGCUUACUGAGACCCAAGCGGGAGGUUUACGUCAAGGAUAGGGUGAGUUGGGUCCAUGGAGUGGAAGGAGCAAGGCAGAGUGAGAUCAUGGAGUAG
Molecule: messenger RNA, 498 nt
Organism: Alternaria arbusti
Lineage: Eukaryota; Fungi; Ascomycota; Dothideomycetes; Pleosporales; Pleosporaceae
Exons: 4
Coding region: 1-498 (165 amino acids)
Molecular function (GO): carbon-sulfur lyase activity
Source: RefSeq, a predicted model, not a curated record